AUGCGUUCAAACAAUUUAGCAAUAGGAAUAAUCUUCUUGUCUCAGAUAAUCAUCGGUAUCCUGGGAAAUUUCUUCCUUCUUUACCAUCAUUUUUUCCUUGUCCACAAGGGAAAUAGUUUAAGGUCCACAGAUGUGAUUCUGAAACACUUUUUUGUAGCCAACCUCUUUGUUCUUUUUUCCAGAGGAGUUCCACACACAAUGGUAGUCUUUGGGUGGAAACAAUUCUUCAGUGAUUUUGUGUGCAAACUUCUCUCCUAUAUUGAGAGAGUGGGCAGGGUUGUGUCAAUUGGUACCAUCUGCAUCUUGAGUUUUGUCCAGAACAUCAUGAUCAGCCCCAUGAACUCUUGCUGGAAAGAUGUUAAAGGUAGAGUUCUAAAGUACAUUGGCUUGUCCCUUAGACUCUGUUGGAUCCUAAAUAUGGUGUUCAAUUUAAUUAUUCCUCUGUACUCAGGGUACUUGUCUGGAAAAGGAUAUGGUGAAAACAUCAGAAAGAAAGUAAAUGUAGGUUACUGUUGUCUUGUUGACUACGGGGUGGUCCUUGGCUCAAUCUAUAUAUCAUUUGUAGUUGUACCUGAAGUUUGUUUUUCUUUGCUUAUUAUCUGGACCAGUGGCUCUAUGAUUUUCAUCCUGUACAGACACAAGCAGCAGGUUCAACACAUUCACACCAGUAAUGUCUCUCUCAGAUCCCCUGAGUCCAGAGCCACACAGAGCAUCCUUCUAUUGGUGAGCACGUUCAUAUCUUUUUACACUGUCUCCACCAUCUUUCACACUUCUAUGACUCCACUGUUCCACACUGUGACAUUGUGCUGCAGCUGUGUGCCUCCCCGGAGUUACACAGAUGGAGGGAACUGUCUGCUGGUGCAGCUUGUGUUUGCUGUCUGCUGGGCGGUGCUCAGGGAGCUGGCCUGGGAAUAA
Molecule: messenger RNA, 915 nt
Organism: Chinchilla lanigera (long-tailed chinchilla)
Lineage: Eukaryota; Metazoa; Chordata; Mammalia; Rodentia; Chinchillidae
Product: vomeronasal type-1 receptor 3-like
Exons: 2
Coding region: 1-915 (304 amino acids)
Biological process (GO): G protein-coupled receptor signaling pathway
Cellular component (GO): membrane
Molecular function (GO): pheromone receptor activity
Source: RefSeq, a predicted model, not a curated record